AUGGUACAACAUAGUCUCCAACAAGUGCAAAGCAUCAUUGAAAAAGUUCAUGACACAGUUGACUUCUUGAAUGCAAGUGACUCGCGACUCAAAAGAUUUGGUGAACUUGUUAGUCAAUACAACGUGCAAGAUCGAAAAUUGAUUCUUGAAUGCAAGACACGUUGGAAUUCUACAUAUGGCAUGUUGGAUUGUGCUCUCAAGUUCAGAAAGAUAUUCCCUAGAUAUGCUUUGCAUGAUCAUUCUUAUAAGCAUUGUCUUGAUGAUGAUGAGUGGGGGAAAAUUGAAAAACAGCUUGAAAUUUUGAAAGUGUUUAAAGCCACUACUAACAUUAUAUCAGAAUCUGAAUAUCCAGCUUCUACCAUGUUUCUUGGAGAGGUGCAAAGAAUUAAAGUGUUGUUGUAUUCAAAAUUUGAGUCUGCUGAUGAUUUUGUUAAGAAUAUGGUUGGUAACAUUAAAGAAAGGUUUGACAAGUAUUGGGGUGAAUGUAAUUUGUUAAUGGCAAUAGGUUUAGUAUUGGAUCCUAGAUUGAAAAUGAGGGCGGUAGAAAUUGCAUUUCCCAAAAUGUUUCCAUCACAUUUAGUUAUGGAGAACAUUAGUAAGGUCAAAGACAUCAUGUAUCAACUUUUUGAUGAAUAUUUGACAAUGUAUUCUUCAUCUUGUAAUGUGGAAGAAAGUGAAGAACAUGCAUUUUCUAUGGAUGUUCAUGGAGGUGAUGUUACAUCUAAUGGUUUGUAUGAGCUUUUGCAAGAUGUUUUUAGUGGAGAAAUAUAUGUACCGCAAGUGAAAUCUAAACUUGAUUCAUAUUUGGAUGAGGGGUGCAUCUUUAGUCAAGAUGCGAAAUUUGAUGUCAUUGCUUGGUGGAAGGAGAAGCCAAACAAAUUUUGCAUUUUAUCUAGGAUGUAA
This is a messenger RNA of Hibiscus syriacus, 903 nucleotides long. Its product is annotated as zinc finger BED domain-containing protein RICESLEEPER 2-like. Lineage: Eukaryota; Viridiplantae; Streptophyta; Magnoliopsida; Malvales; Malvaceae. Gene Ontology annotation, molecular function: DNA binding. The record is from RefSeq and is a predicted model, not a curated record. The transcript has a single exon. Bases 1 to 903 code for a protein of 300 amino acids.